CCUAUAAAAACCAGGGCUGCAGGUGAAGUCCUCUCAUCAACAGGAUCACUCAGCAAUCAUGAGGUCUCUGGUGUUUGUUCUGCUCAUUGGAGCUGCUUUUGCCUUGGAUGACGACAAGAUCGUCGGAGGGUAUGAGUGCCCRGAACACUCUGAGCCCCAUCAGGUGUCUCUGAAUGUUGGCUACCACUUCUGCGGUGGCUCUCUGGUCAAUGCAAACUGGGUUGUGUCUGCUGCUCACUGCUACCAAUCCCGCAUCGAGGUGCGUCUGGGAGAGCACCACAUCAAGGUCACCGAGGGAACCGAGCAGUUCAUAGACUCUGCCAAAGUCAUCCGCCAUCCUGAGUACAACUCCUACUACAUUGACAAUGAUGUCAUGCUGAUCAAGCUGAGCAAGCCCGCCACCCUCAACUCAUACGUUCAGCCUGUGGCUCUGCCCAGCAGCUGUGCUUCUGCUGGCACCAUGUGCAGAGUCUCCGGUUGGGGCAACACCAUGAGCUCCACUGCUAACAGGGACAAGUUGCAGUGUUUGGAUAUCCCCAUCAUUGCCGACGAGGACUGUGAAAAAUCCUAUCCUGGAAUGAUCUUCCCCUCUAUGUUCUGUGCCGGAUACCUGGAGGGAGGCAAAGACUCUUGCCAGGGUGACUCUGGUGGUCCUGUUGUGUGCAACGGUGAGCUGCAGGGUAUUGUGUCCUGGGGCUACGGAUGUGCUGAGAAGGACCACCCUGGUGUCUACGCCAAGGUCUGCAUGUUCAGUGACUGGCUGCAAAGCACCAUGGCCAAUAAYUAAACCUGAGCUUUCCUCAACCAUCCAACACUGCUGCAGUUCUUCUGUCAUUCCAACUAUUUGGAUAGUUUGUUCAGAACAAUGUGCUGCCAGGUUCACUCAAAUAAAUAACAUCUCAACAUCUAA
Molecule: messenger RNA, 910 nt
Organism: Austrofundulus limnaeus
Lineage: Eukaryota; Metazoa; Chordata; Actinopteri; Cyprinodontiformes; Rivulidae
Product: trypsin-2
Exons: 6
Coding region: 59-787 (242 amino acids)
Biological process (GO): proteolysis
Molecular function (GO): serine-type endopeptidase activity
Source: RefSeq, a predicted model, not a curated record